Molecule: messenger RNA, 535 nt
Organism: Ixodes scapularis (black-legged tick)
Lineage: Eukaryota; Metazoa; Arthropoda; Arachnida; Ixodida; Ixodidae
Product: mitochondrial pyruvate carrier 2
Exons: 5
Coding region: 5-367 (120 amino acids)
Biological process (GO): pyruvate import into mitochondria
Cellular component (GO): mitochondrial inner membrane
Molecular function (GO): pyruvate transmembrane transporter activity
Source: RefSeq, a predicted model, not a curated record
GACGAUGGCGGCUUCGCUGUACCGUGCCCUUGUAAACACAGCGGACAAAUUCGUCCCGGGAAAAUUACGACCGCUAUGGGAGCAUCCGGCAGGUCCAAAGACUGUGUUCUUUUGGGCACCCUCCUUCAAAUGGGCCCUCGUGGUGGCUGGGAUUGGAGAUUUGGCAAGGCCUGCCGAUAAGCUGAGUGCUUCCCAGUCUACGGCUCUUGCAGCCACAGGCAUUAUAUGGUCGCGGUACUCGAUGGUGAUCAUCCCAAAGAACUACAACCUGUUCAGUGUCAACAUCUUCGUGGCACUGACCGGUCUCUACCAGCUGCUCAGGAUUUUUAGGCACCAGCAGUCCUUGAAGGAGGGAAACAAGACAUAGGGCUUAAUGUUUUCUUCCUAUAAGUAGGCUCAGAUCCACGGUAGACAAACUUGCCAAACUGCUGGUCUUAAUAACUUUUGUUCAGUGAGGCAAUAGAAGUCUGUUGUAAUCAAGAUACUCCUUUACUCGGGACAUGUUUUCAAGUAAUAAAAUUUAAAAAAAAGAAGA